AUGAAUAAGAAAGAACAUGAAUCUGUUUUUUUACCGCUAUCUCAAGGUGAUCGCAAGGCGAAGCCAUCAAGCUCUAAGAAAAUAAAUCAGUCCCGAAGUUCAAAUUUUUGCUUCCAUAAUCUGACCAUAGCGGUGUCCCUUGCAUCUCUUUACUAUAAUCUGACCAUAGCGGUGUCCCUUGCAUCUCUUUACUUUUACUGUAAUCUGACCAUAGCGGUGUCCCUUGCAUCUCUUUACUGUAAUCUGACCAUAGCGGUGUCCCUUGCAUCUCUUUACUGUAAUCUGACCAUAGCGGUGUCCCUUGCAUCUCUUUACUGUAAUCUGACCAUAGCGGUGUCCCUUGCAUCUCUUUACUGUAAUCUGACCAUAGCGGUGUCCCUUGCAUCUCUUUACUGUAAUCUGACCAUAGCGGUGUCCCUUGCAUCUCUUUACUGUAAUCUGACCAUAGCGGUGUCCCUUGCAUCUCUUUACUGUAAUCUGACCAUAGCGGUGUCCCUUGCAUCUCUUUACUGUAAUCUGACCAUAGCGCUUCUUAAUGAGAUGGAUAAUGGAAUUGAUAAGGAAAAGGCUACACGACGAAUAUACGAUGUUCUAAAUGUUUUUGAAGCCAUGGAUAUCAUAUCAAGAAAUGGAAGAAAUAUCAAUUGGCUGGGUUCCAGUCAAGAGGAACAAAAACUCAAGACAGAAAAGGAAGUCCUCGAAAAAGAGGUUGAAAAGAAAACAAAAGAGUUAGAGCAACUUAUUAUGCAGUCCGAAACGUACACUUCAUUACUUUUGUCCAAGAAGAACGUCGUGAAAGACCAACAACAGGGUGUCAUCAACUUGCCUUUUAUAGCAGUCAGAACAAGCAAGAACACCAAAAUACAAUGUUAUACAUCUAGCGAUGGGUUCCAGUAUCUGUUCAGGUUUGAGAGACCUUUUGAUAUUCUUGACAACACCGAGGUCUUGCAAAGGAUGAUUUCAACCUAUAAUCGCAAAAAUGACGACUGUCAUAAUCAUUCUCCAAAUAAAUGA
Molecule: messenger RNA, 1014 nt
Organism: Exaiptasia diaphana
Lineage: Eukaryota; Metazoa; Cnidaria; Anthozoa; Actiniaria; Aiptasiidae
Exons: 8
Coding region: 1-1014 (337 amino acids)
Biological process (GO): regulation of transcription by RNA polymerase II; regulation of cell cycle
Cellular component (GO): nucleus; transcription regulator complex
Molecular function (GO): DNA-binding transcription factor activity, RNA polymerase II-specific; RNA polymerase II transcription regulatory region sequence-specific DNA binding
Source: RefSeq, a predicted model, not a curated record